This is a messenger RNA of Tigriopus californicus, 2233 nucleotides long. RefSeq names its product histone-lysine N-methyltransferase PRDM9-like. Gene Ontology annotation, biological process: regulation of transcription by RNA polymerase II. The record is from RefSeq and is a predicted model, not a curated record. Gene Ontology annotation, cellular component: nucleus. Bases 113 to 1870 code for a protein of 585 amino acids. Gene Ontology annotation, molecular function: DNA-binding transcription factor activity, RNA polymerase II-specific; RNA polymerase II transcription regulatory region sequence-specific DNA binding. The transcript is spliced from 2 exons. NCBI's taxonomy places the organism in Eukaryota, Metazoa, Arthropoda, Copepoda, Harpacticoida, Harpacticidae.
ACGUCAGCUAACAACACCACUUGUCAACUUCCGAGAAAACGAAAAUUAAGUAUCAGGAAAAGCGUCAACAAUCGUGUUCCAUUGACAUCCCAAUAACCCGAUAUCAAGAUCCAUGGAGAUCGAAGAACCCAAACCGUCGCCGGAGUCAAAAAUUGACCCCACGACCAUCGAAGUGCUAGGCGAACCGGAAAUUGACAUGCAUCCCUUGGACAAGCUGGAUUUGACUCAAGUGCAAGUAGGAUCUUGGACUUGGAUCCUUCGGAAAGAGCCGGAUUUCUUCAUCAACAACCAAGAGCCCGUGCACACGUUCUGCUUGCUCUAUGACGAUAAAACUCGUAUUUUCUUUUUCCGGGUCCUAGGUCGAACUUUGAGAACUGGAAAGUGUGACACUGAACUCGAAUUGUGGGACAAAUGUCGGAAAUAUUUUCAACUCAAAGAAGCUUGUCUGGGGUUUCAAGCUUUGAAGCCCAAUUCAUUUCCAUUGUCUUGUUCCUUUGCCCCAAAUUGCAAAGGUUUUGUGCCCUCUCAGGGAUCUAAUUUGGAUAAGAAGAGUUUUAAGUGCCUUAAAUGUGCGGAAUUUGCCACUUCAUCAGGAAGCAUCGCGGAUUUGUUACAAGAUAUGAUCGAUGACGUGAAAGUAGAGGAAGAUCCGGAAGCUCUGUCUCAAACCAAAGUUGAAGCUCUCAGUGAUAAUGACGAGCCCUUAUUUGAAGCCGACGAGGAUUACGUUCCUCCUGUUGAAGCCGUGUUAUCGCCCCAAAUGGAGACCAAAGUAGUGCUACCACCCGUAGAUGAUGGUAUCUGGCCCAAAAAGAGUAAACGAGGCAGGCCAAGAAAAGUGCCUUUGCCAAGUGAGGAAGAUGAUGACAAUGAGGAUGAAGAAUACGCGCCCAAAGUGAACCUGCCAAAGAAACGAGGUCGUCCAAGGCUCGACAAAAAUGAACGAUGGACUUGUUCCUUGUGUAGUAAAACAGUAGCCGAACAGUUCAAAGAGAGACACAUGAAGUACGUCCAUCAUCAAGGGGCUUUCCAAUGUAGUCAGUGUGAGAAUAGUUUCGAUUUUUCUCCCGAGCUCAUUCAACAUUCCGAGACAGAGCAUCCUGAAACACUUGAGCAGCCUUGUGCCCAAUGCAUGGAGCCCAUCAAUCUUUCAGAAUUGGCCCAACAUGUACCCAAAUGUUUCAUGAAGUCCAAAUUGGAUAAAUAUCGAAAGUUGGACAUGCAAUGCGAUGUUUGCGGUCAGAACUUCACAAAUGCCUACAAGUUCUGGUCUCACAAGAGACGUCACAAACCGAAGAACUUUGCCUGUGAGAUCUGUGAUCACAAGACCACCAACAUCAGCAAUCUUAAGAGCCAUCAGAGGACUCACGAGGUUGGACAUGAAGUGGUGUGUCCCAUUUGCGGGAAAAUGCUGAAGCACAAGGCCACGUUAAACUCUCAUAUGAAAUUAAUGCACGAGGGUGCAUUGACCAAACAUCCUUGUGACAAGUGUGGUCAGAUCUUCAAAAGCCGCAUCAGCUUGAACAAGCACAGCAUCCGAGUCCACGACGAAUCCAGUCAAUGGGUGUGCAAAGAUUGUGGCAAGAGGUGUGGGGGUAAACACGAGUUCAAAGAUCACAUGAACACACAUGCCGAGCCCUCGGUCGAGUGUCCCACUUGUGGGAUCAAGCUGAAAACCAAGCGAAUCCUGAUUUGUCAUUUACGAACUCACACCGGAGAAACGCCUUUUCAAUGUCAUUUGUGCGAAAGGAAAUUCAAGACCUCGCCACCCUUCUAUUAUCACAUGUCUCGAGUUCACAACAUCCAAGGGCGGGUCCGUAUCAGUUCCUCAACGAUACUUGAGAGAGAUGAAGAAGAUGUCAAGAAGUAGUAAUCGGCUUUCAUAAAAUCCUUUGUGGUGAUAAGCGAAGGUUACUCUACUCGGUGUUUUCAAUCACGACAUUCCAAGGCGGCAUUUCACGGAACAGCAUCUCACAAGAAGAGAGCGAUGCCUUCCUCUCCAAAGCAACAGACAGUACAGGUUAUUCCAAAGUUUGACUAGACUUUUUUGUGCCCAAAAGUUUCUUUGAAUUUGCCUGCUGGUUGCAAUUAGAAAAAUGGAAUGGCAAAACACUUAAAACCAUGAGGGCAAUUACUCCAUUAUCUGACAGAAUUCCUGAUUUAGAUUUGUCUUGUAACAUAUGAGUUCAUGAAGUGACAUUGUAUUAAAAAUAAAACUAUACUUGUCCAACUC